AUAACACACGCCCUCGCCUAUCGCCACCCCUGCCGCAGCGUGCGUCUCCUCAAAACGCAGACAGAAUAAAUAACACUCCACUGAACUAAACGCUAACAUUUAAUUGAUAAACACUGUCUGGGUGUGCAAUACAGCAGGGAAUCGAACCCUUAAAGAUGUCCUCGCGUUCCUCCGAAGAGCGAAGCUAUUUACAUCGCAAAUUCGACAGUUGCAGCAGUAGCUACAAACAGAAACGGUCCUCGGCAUCAUCCUCGUCAGCCAGGACAACCUCCUCCGGACACAAGGACCGCAGGUCGGACUUCGAUUACCAUGGCGGUCGUCGCCAUCCUCGCUCUGUUUCCCGUCGGCGCUCCCGUUCGCGUUUGGGCUCGGAGUCGCCGCCUCCGGCACCCCGCCGACGCUCGUCCCGCGACCACCACCGGAUGCACAAGGCUCGCGAACAUCCCCAGGCCAGCCGUUGCAUUGGAGUCUUCGGUCUGAACACCAACACCUCGCAGCACAAGGUUCGCGAGCUCUUCAACAAGUACGGACCCAUCGAGCGCAUCCAGAUGGUCAUAGACGCCCAUACCCAUCGUUCGCGGGGCUUCUGCUUCAUAUACUUUGAGAAUCUCGAGGAUGCCCGUGUGGCCAAGGACGCCUGUUCCGGCAUUGAGGUCGAUGAUCGACGCAUUCGCGUUGACUACUCCAUAACCCAACGCGCCCACACUCCUACUCCGGGUGUCUACAUGGGUCGUCCUUCGCGCAGUGGACACGUGGGACGCUCCCGUUCGCCACGGGCCGAACGUCGUCGCGAACGCGAGCGUUCCAUCUCGCCCACUGACAAUUAUCGUAGCCGAAACAACUACCGCGACGAUCGCUAUGAGCGCAGCUACCGCAGGAGCUCCAGUCGCCAGCGCUACCGCAACAAAAGCUACAGCCGCUCACGUUCGCCCAAGCCUCGUCGCAUCCAAUCGCGCUACUAGUGCGUCCCGGUGAUUCCUUAACUCGUGCUUCUAACCAGCCAACUGGACUGUGUCAAAAGGCCUGCGGAGAAGCAUACGACUGAAAUAUUGUGUUUUGGUGAAACCAUCCCAUCUAUGGCAUUUGGUUGGCGAACAGCUCACAACUAGAUUAAUUUCCAAAUUCAUUAUUCACCCAAAUCAGCUUAUCAUAAUUAUUCGUUAACCGUCAUUGAUGCUGUACAAAAACGUAGUUUGUAAAUAUCAGAUCGAUUACCAACAUUACAUACAGAGGUCCGCAUAGAUUGUGAUAUGUAUUUUAAAGGAACCGCAGCAAACUGAUAAUAAUAACAAAACUAAACUAA
Messenger RNA from Drosophila subpulchrella, 1303 nucleotides. Its product is annotated as transformer-2 sex-determining protein. Gene Ontology annotation, biological process: positive regulation of mRNA splicing, via spliceosome. Gene Ontology annotation, cellular component: spliceosomal complex. NCBI's taxonomy places the organism in Eukaryota, Metazoa, Arthropoda, Insecta, Diptera, Drosophilidae. The transcript has 7 exons. Gene Ontology annotation, molecular function: RNA binding. The record is from RefSeq and is a predicted model, not a curated record. The coding region runs from base 156 to 962 and encodes 268 amino acids.